Molecule: messenger RNA, 1065 nt
Organism: Indicator indicator
Lineage: Eukaryota; Metazoa; Chordata; Aves; Piciformes; Indicatoridae
Gene: RALA
Product: RAS like proto-oncogene A
Exons: 4
Coding region: 30-650 (206 amino acids)
Biological process (GO): regulation of exocytosis; Ras protein signal transduction
Cellular component (GO): plasma membrane
Molecular function (GO): GTPase activity; GDP binding; GTP binding
Source: RefSeq, a predicted model, not a curated record
AAUACCUGUGAAUUUUCUACAAUCCAAAGAUGGCAGCAAAUAAGCCUAAAGGACAGAAUUCAUUGGCUUUACACAAAGUCAUCAUGGUGGGAAGCGGUGGUGUAGGAAAAUCUGCUUUAACACUACAGUUUAUGUAUGAUGAGUUUGUUGAAGAUUAUGAGCCCACCAAAGCAGACAGCUACAGGAAAAAGGUGGUUCUGGAUGGGGAAGAAGUCCAGAUUGAUAUAUUGGACACAGCAGGGCAGGAGGACUAUGCUGCAAUUAGAGACAACUACUUCCGAAGUGGAGAAGGUUUUCUUUGUGUCUUCUCUAUUACAGAGCUGGAGUCCUUUGCAGCAACUGCAGACUUCAGGGAGCAAAUCUUAAGAGUUAAAGAAGAUGAGAAUGUUCCUUUUUUGCUAGUCGGUAACAAAUCAGAUUUGGAAGAUAAAAGGCAAGUUUCUGUAGAGGAAGCAAAAAACAGAGCUGAUCAGUGGAAUGUUAACUAUGUGGAAACUUCUGCAAAAACUCGAGCUAAUGUUGACAAGGUGUUUUUCGAUUUAAUGAGAGAAAUUAGAGCCAGAAAAAUGGAAGACAGCAAAGAAAAGAAUGGGAAGAAGAAAAGAAAAAGCCUAGCUAAGAGGAUCAGAGAAAGAUGUUGUAUUUUAUAAUCAAAACCCUAAAUUCCUUUCCUACCCUGACCAUACUAAUAAAAACCAUAAUUUAUAAGCAUGCCACUGAAGGCUCAAGAGACUGAAAUUAACAUGUUGGAAAUUGUAAUGUACCACUAAAAGCAUGAAUUGGAGCUGCACUGAAAGUCAAAUUCACUGAAAAAAAAAUGUGGCUUCAAGAGAAGCAAAGUUCGGUCCAUUUCAUAAUUGCCUACUUUCUCAUGUUUCUGAAUGUAGUGUUUCAUAGACAGUCUUUUCUUUAACAGUGAACAGAGGGGGGCAAGUAUUACUCUGUGGGUUCUUGUAAAGAAUACUUUUUUAUCACUGGUACUUGUCAAUUCAUCUUGUCUUUGUUGCCUUGGAAGUAACAGUUGUGAAGGUGAUACCUAACAAAGCAGUAUGCAGUUGUUUUGCC